Salpingoeca rosetta is the source of this 1497-nucleotide messenger RNA. Its product is annotated as 3-dehydroquinate synthase. The transcript has 2 exons. The record is from RefSeq and is a predicted model, not a curated record. NCBI's taxonomy places the organism in Eukaryota, Choanoflagellata, Craspedida, Salpingoecidae. The coding region runs from base 1 to 1497 and encodes 498 amino acids. Gene Ontology annotation, molecular function: 3-dehydroquinate synthase activity.
AUGACCAAGUUUGAGGACGCCACGACUGAGCAGACUCGCCAGGAGCAGUAUCAGGACCAAAUCAAGGAUGCCGACCGUCAACUCAAGGACAUGCAUCUCCGCGCCCUCGAGGACGAGAAGGCCUUUAUUCGCAGCAAAACGCGAUGUGACUCGGCCACCAGCAGCGCCAGCAGCGAAGAUGAUGACGAGCUGCGCUCCAACUCAUCAGGCCAGGCCGAGGACGACGGGGACCUCUCCCUGCCCACCGGCGUCAUCACCGCGCCCAACGGCCAGCACGGACCAAGGCGCUACGAGAACUGCUUCCACCGCGUCAAGCUGAUGCAGUCGGAGAUCAUCGUGGAGCGCGGCAUCACCCGCCGCCUCGCCGAGUGCGGAAAGGAAGUCAUGCCCUCCAUUUGCCACGACUCCACCAAUUACAUUAUCACCGACACAAUCGUCGACGAGCUGUUUGGUGAGCGCAUCCUGUCCGGGCUGCGCAGCGCCGGCCUGGACAUCCACAAGAUUGUCGUCCCGGCCGAUGCCCUGGACGAGACUGGCGAGUCCUCUGCCGAGCGCCACAAGACCCUCAAGGUGUUCUCGGACUGCGUGGACCAGAUUCUGGAGCGCGGCAUCGACAAGCGCAGCGCCAUCAUCUCCCUGGGCGGGGGCGUGGUCAACAACAUUGCCGGCUUCAUCGCCGCCUCCCUCUACCGCGGCAUCACCCUGGUCCACUUCUCCACCACCACCAUGGGCCAGGUGGACGCAGCCAUCGACUUCAAGCAGGCCGUCAACCACCACAAGGGCAAGAACCUGCUGGGCGCCUAUCACCCAGCCACCACCAUCAUCCUGGACCCGGAGCUCCUGCAGACGCUCAGCCGCCGCCACCUCCUCAACGGCAUCAGCGAGUCCAUCAAGCACGCCAUCACGCAGUCCCAGGACAUGCUGGACUACGUGCUGCAGAACCGCCACAUGCUCGACGACAAGGACCAGCUCGUCGCCUACCUCGAGCACAUCAUCCGCAUGACCAUCGCCCACAAGGUGCCCACCCUCUCCGGUGACACUGCCAACGACUACAACGAGAUGCUGCCGCAGUACGGCCACGCCAUCGGCCACGCCGUCGAGUUUCUCUCCCUGCACAUGCCAGAGUCGGACUGCGCCCUGCUGCACGGCGAGGCCAUUGCCGUCGGCAUGUGCAUCACCGCGGAGGUGGCGUUCAUCCUGGGCGUGUGCACGCGCGCCGUCGUCGACAAGCACUACGCCGUGUUUGAGCAGAUGGGCCUGCCCGUGUACGUGCCGCGCUACAUGAGCGUGGAUGUCAUUUGCCGCAAGAUGUGCUAUGACAAGCACUACGUCAAGCAGCCCACCAUGGGUCUUGCCGUUGACAUUGGCGAGAUGUACGAGAAGGACGGCGCGUACGGCCACUCCAUCAGCAGCAGCACGCUCCGACAGGCGCUGCUUGCGAACAUCAAGAAGCGCGACGCCACCAACGCCCUGGGAAAGUCCGACGGCAGCAAGUAA